CAGCGGCAGCAGCAACGCGCCGGGAUGUGUCGGGUCCCCCCCUCCUCCUCCCCGGGUCCCAGCCCUGCACCGUCUCGGUAUAAAAGCGCCGCCGCCUCCCCGCCCGCCCUCACUUGCCUGCUGCCCGCAGCCUGGCACUACUCGGCAGCUCCGCGCCGAGGAGGGAGGCACCGCUGGAGAUAAUCCUUUUCCCUCCCUGCCCCCCAUCCCGAGCAGCAGCAAGAGGAGGAGAGGGGCAGGCAGGAUGGCGACCGUGGAGGUGGAAGCGGAGCCGGACCCGUCUUGUAGCAUCCCCAACCCCACGUCCCCCUCGCCCAGCCUCUCGCAUCGCUUCCUCGACAGCAAAUUCUACCUGCUGGUGGUCAUCGGCGAGCUCGUGACCGAGGAGCACCUGAGGAGAGCCAUCGCCAACAUAGAGCGAGGAAUCCGAUCAUGGGACACAAAUCUGAUUGAAUGCAACUUAGACCAAGAACUGAAACUUUUUGUGUCUCGCCAUUCAGCUCGGUUUUCUCCUGAAGUUCGAGGUCAGAAAAUCCUUCACCACAGAAGUGAUGUCUUAGAAACAGUAGUCCUGAUUAACCCUUCAGAUGAAGCAGUUAGUACUGAGGUGCGCUUAAUGAUCACAGAUGCUGCAAGACACAAGCUUCUUGUACUAACUGGCCAGUGCUUUGAAAACACAGGAGAGCUCAUCCUCCAAUCAGGAUCUUUCUCGUUCCAGAACUUCAUUGAGAUCUUCACUGACCAAGAGAUUGGUGAAUUAUUGAGUACUACACACCCUGCCAACAAAGCCAGUUUAACUCUGUUUUGCCCUGAGGAAGGGGAUUGGAAAAAUUCAAACCUUGACAGACAUAACCUUCAAGACUUCAUCAACAUUAAACUCAACUCAGCAUCCAUAUUGCCUGAAAUGGAAGGACUUUCUGAAUUCACAGAGUAUCUGUCAGAAUCAGUAGAAGUGCCAUCACCCUUUGACAUUUUGGAACCGCCAACAUCUGGAGGUUUCUUGAAACUCUCAAAACCCUGCUGUUAUAUUUUCCCAGGUGGAAGAGGGGACUCUGCAUUGUUUGCAGUGAAUGGAUUCAAUAUGCUUAUUAAUGGGGGAUCUGAAAGAAAAUCUUGCUUCUGGAAACUUAUCCGACAUUUAGACAGAGUGGAUUCCAUUCUGCUCACCCACAUUGGGGAUGAUAAUCUACCAGGAAUCAAUAGCAUGCUUCAACGAAAGAUAGCUGAGUUAGAAGAGGAACAGUCACAAGGUUCGACUACCAACAGUGACUGGAUGAAAAAUCUGAUCUCACCUGAUUUAGGAGUUGUAUUCCUCAAUGUUCCUGAAAAUCUGAAAAACCCUGAUCCUAAUUUUAGGGUAAAAAGAAGCAUAGAAGAAGCUUGUUUCACUCUCCAGUAUUUAAAUAAGUUGUCUAUGAAACCAGAACCUCUCUUUAGGAACAUAGGAAAUAUCAUUGACCCUAUCAUACUAUUUCAAAAAAUGGGAGUAGGCAAACUUGAGAUGUAUGUGCUCAAUCCAGUCAAAAACAGCAAAGAGAUGCAGUAUUUUAUGCAGCAGUGGACAAGUACAAGUAAAGAUAAAGCCGAAUUAUUGCUGCCAAAUGGUCAGGAAGUAGAUAUUCCAGUAUCCUAUUUGACCUCAGUCUCAUCACUGAUUGUAUGGCAUCCAGCAAAUCCUGCAGAAAAAAUAAUCAGAGUUUUGUUUCCAGGAAACAGUACCCAGUAUAACAUACUAGAAGGUCUUGAAAAACUCAAACAUUUAGAUUUCCUUAAACAACCAAUGGUUACACAGAAAGACCUUACUGGUAACAUACCUAGCCCAGCAGUGAAACAAGCAAAGCUGAAACAGCGAGCAGACAGCAAGGAAAGUCUCAAACCUGCCACAAAGACACUAUCAACCAAGACUGUCAGAAAAGAAUCUAAAGAAGAAGCAUCUGAACCAGCAAAGCCUAGUCCUCCAGAAAAGCCUCAGAAAGUAGAAAGCAAAGAAAAGACUACAGUAAAAAAGGAAAAACCAGCAAAAGCAGAGACAAAACCUUCAGUAACAGAAAAAGAUAUGGCAGCUAAGGAGGAGCAGCUAGUGAAAUCCGAAACUGCUGAAAAACAAGCAGCAGAUGUCAAACCAAAAGUUGCAAAGGAGAAGCAUGUGAAAAAGGAAGUGAAAGUAAAAUCUGAAGAAAAGAGAGAGGAAAAAGAAAAGCCAAAGAAAGAGGUUUCUAAGAAAGAGGAGAAAACACCUACCAAGAAAGAGGAAAAACCUAAAAAGGAAGAAAUCAAGAAAGAAACAAAAAAGGAAGUGAAAAAGGAAGAGAGAAAAGAGUCUAAAAAAGAAUUAAAAAAAGAAACUCCCCAAAAGGAAGCAAAAAAAGAAGAGAAAAAGGAAAUUAAAAAGGAAGAAAAAGAAUCCAAAAAAGACACCAAAAAGCUUCCAAAAGAAACAAAGAAAACACUUGCUCCUUCAACUGAAGCCCGAAAGCCUGUGACAAAACCUAAAGCACAGAAGAAAGAGGAAUCUGUUAAAAAGGAAGCUGGGCCUGCUGAAAAACCAAAGGAAAAAGGCAAAAUUAAGACAGUAAAGAAAGAGAGCAAGGUCAGUGAAACACAAGCUGCUGUAGCUGCAGUGGGAGCGGUUGCGGCAGCAGCAGUAGCUGCUGGAGUAGUAGCUAAUGGAAAAGAACUUGAAGCUGAGAGAUCCCUUAUGUCUUCACCAGAGGAUUUAACAAAAGACUUUGAAGAAUUAAAGGCUGAAGAAGUAGAAAUAGUGAAGGAAACAAAGCCUCGGGUAGGGUUAAUAGAAGGUGAAGGAAAACUAGCUGACUCAGAACAAAAGGAAGCACAUGAAAUCCAGAGAGAAAAAGUAGAUACUGAAGGACCUGCUGACUCUCCUGAUGAAGGCAUAACGACCACUGAAGCUGAGGGUGAAUGUGAACAGACACCUGAAGAGCUGGAGCCUGUAGAAAAGCACAGGGUUGAUGACAAUGAAAAAUUUGAAGAUGAAGGAACUGGUUUUGAGGAAUCAUCUGAAGCAGGUGAUUAUGAAGAAAAGGCAGAGACUGAGGAGGCUGAGGAACAAGAUGAAGAUGAGGAAGAAAAAGCAACACUGGGCAUCACAAAACAGGAUAUUGGCGUGGCAAGAGAAAUGGGAGAGACUGAAGCUGAUAAACAUGCUAAAACUAAAGAUAAAUAUGUUGAAAAGGCAGAAUCUGAGGCAGGGGAUGAGCGAGCUGAAGAAGAUAUGGAAGAGACAGUUGAAAAGGCAGAAACUGAAGAGACUGAAGAAGAAGCUGAGGAGGAAGACAAAAUGGAGGAUGUCAGAGAUGAAGAAGAGGAAACUGAAAAGGUUGAAGCUGAAGAAGAUUAUGUUAUGGCUGUCGUAGACAAAGCUGCAGAGGCUGGUGAAGUUGAAGAUAAAUAUGGCUUACUCAUAAUUACACCAGCUAAACACUCUGAACCUCAGUCCCCAGCUGUUGAACCAGCAUCUUCUAUUCAUGAUGAGACUUUACCUGGGAGUUCAGAAAGUGAAGCAACUGUUUCUGAUGAAGAAAAUAGAGAAGACCAACAUGAGGAAUUCACUGCUACUUCAGGUUAUACUCAGUCUACCAUUGAAAUUUCUAGUGAGCCAACACCAAUGGAUGAAAUGUCAACUCCUCGGGAUAUAAUGAGUGAUGAAACAAACAACGAAGAAAGUGAAUCACCUUCUCAAGAAUUUGUAAACAUUACUAAGUAUGAGACAUCGCUGUAUUCUCAAGAAUUUACUAGACCUAAACUCUCUCCACUUCAGGAUGCUUUCAAUGGUUUAUCUGAAGGAUCAAAAACAGAUGCCACAGAAGGUAAAGAUUAUAAUGCUUCAGCUUCUACUCUCUCACCCCCUUCUUCAUUAGAAGAAGACAGAUUCUGCAAAUCUUCCUUUCAAGAAAUGUACCAUCAAAGGGAAAAUGAAAUCAAAAGUACUGCUAAAUUACAAAUCAAAGAUACCUUUUCACAGGCAUUUGAUGAAAAGCAUAGCCCAGCUAAGAGUCCAGUUCAGAGUCCAUCACCUCCAUCACCAGUUGCUAAAACACCACUAAGUGAACGUAGUGUGAACUUUUCCCUGACUCCCAAUGAGAUUAAGGCAUCAGUUGAACCUGUAGUGCUCACUGCAUUGCCUGCCCAACAUCCAGAAGUUAUUGAAGAGCACAGUGUCAGCCCUGAUGAUAAAACAUUAGAAGUGGUGUCUCCUGCACAAUCUGUUGCUGGUAGUGCAGGCCACACACCUUAUUAUCAGUCUCCCACUGAUGAAAAGUCCAGCCAGCUUCCUUCUGAACUCAUUGAAAAGGCAGCAGAGGCUCCGGUUAGUUUUGAAUUUAGUGAUGCCAAAGAUGAGACUGCAAAACCCAGAAUAAGUCCUAUGGAUGAGCCUGUGCCAGACUCAGAAUCGCCUAUUGAAAAAGUUCUCUCUCCUUUACGAAGUCCACCUUUGAUAGGUUCAGAGUCUUCAUAUGAUACAUUUUUGACUGCCGAUAUAAAGUCAACUGCCAGACUGACUGAGAGUCAUUUUGAGGAGAAAAGUGAAAAAGAAGAGUCCCCUGUUCAGAUAAGCCCAGUUUCUGAAGUCACCUCUGUGGAUCUUUUCCAAGGACAGCAAGAUGAAAAAAGUAUGACAUUUAUGCCAGCUAAAGGUUUCGGUCUAGAAAAGAAUAUGGGGGAUAUUGAAGCUACCAGUUCUCAGUCUCCACUGGUUUUGGAUGAAGGGAAGCUAGCAGGAGAUGUCUCUCCUACACAAAUAGAUGUUAGCCAGUUUGGAUCCUUUAAAGAUGACACCAAAAUGUCAAUAUCUGAAGGUACAGUCUCUGACAAAUCUGCAACGCCUGUUGAUGACGUUGUAGCAGAAGACACAUAUUCACAUAUAGAAGGAGUUGCUUCUGUCUCCACAGCCUCUGUUGCUACUAGUUCAUUUCCAGAGCCAACUACAGAUGAUGUUUCUCCUUCUUUACAUGCUGAGGUUGGAUCACCACAUUCUACAGAAGUUGAUGAUUCUCUUUCUGUAUCUGUUGUACAAACACCAACAAUUUUUCAGGAAACAGAAAUGUCUCCAUCUAAAGAAGAAUGUCCGAGACCCAUGUCAAUUUCUCCACCAGAUUUUUCACCUAAAACUGCACAAUCAAGAACACCAGUGCAAGAGCACAGAUCUCCUGAGCAGUCAACUAUGUCAGUAGAAUUCAGUCAGGAGUCCCCUGAGCAGUCUUUGGCAAUGGACUUUAGUAGACAAUCUCCAGAACAUCCCACAGUAGGCACUAGCGUACACCAUAUAUCUGAAAAUGGACCAACUGAAGUAGAUUAUAGCCCUUCAGAGAUACAGGAACCUACUUUUUCACAUAAGAUAUCCCCUGUGGAGCAGACAUGUUAUACUCAAGAAAAGGAUCUUUCAGAGAUUAUUUCAGUAUCUCAGAUUGAAGCUUCACCCUCAACUUCAUCAGAACAUACACCUUCACAGAUAGCUUCUCCACUGCAAGAGGAAACUCUCCCAGGUGUCAUGCCACCCAGAGAUAUGCCACUGCAUUCUUCAUUUACUUCAGAAAAGAUGCAGAGCCUAGGAGAAAAGCUUUCACCAAAGUCUGAUUUAUCUCCUUUAACUACAAGAGAAUCCUCUCCUUUAUACUCUCCUAGUUUUUCAGAUUCACCUCCUGCGGUCAAAGAAACAACUGCGGCUUGUCACUCACCAUCACUAUCACUUCAUGUGUCCUCAGAUAAAAUAUUUGGUUACCAUACCUCAGUAACACAUGACACAAUACAAGACUCUCUAACAAAACAUAGUCCAGAGCUUUUAGCCUCCACAGAAAAAGAUGAAGCUGAAAAAAUCACCUCGUCAGCUGAGGCCAUUAGUUAUUCCUCUGAGACAACUGAGAAAACCACUAGAUCACCAGAGGCCAUUAGUUAUUCCUAUGAGACAACUGGGAGAACCACCAAGUCACCUGAAGCUCCUAGUUAUUCCUAUGAGGCAGCAGAGAAAACCACUAGAUCACCAGAGACCAUUAGUUACUCUUAUGAGACAACAGAAAAAACCAUCAUGUCACCUGAAGCCAUGGAUUAUUUUUAUGAGAGAACUGGAAAAACCACCAGGUCACCUGAGGCUAUUAGUUACUCCUACGAGCCAACAGAGAAAACCACCAGGCCACCUGAAGCCAUGGAUUAUUCCUGUGAGAGAACUGGGAAAACCACCAGGUCACCUGAAGCCAUAGAACACUCCUAUGAACCAACAGAGAAAACCACCAGGUCACCUGAAGCUGUGGAAUACUCCUAUGAACCAACAGAGAAAACCACCAGGUCACCUGAAGCUGUGGAAUACUCCUAUGAACCAACUGGGAAAACCACCCGGUCACCUGAAGCUGUGGAAUACUCCUAUGAGAGAACUGGGAAAACCACCCGGUCACCUGAAGCUGUGGAAUACUCCUAUGAGAGAACUGGGAAAACCACCCGGUCACCUGAAGCUGUGGAAUACUCCUAUGAGAGAACUGGGAAAACCACCCGGUCACCUGAAGCUGUGGAAUACUCCUAUGAGAGAACUGGGAAAACCACCCGGUCACCUGAAGCUGUGGAAUACUCCUAUGAGAGAAUUGGGAAAACCACCCGGUCACCUGAAGCUGUGGAAUACUCCUAUGAGAGAACUGGGAAAACCGCGCAGUCACCUGAAGCCGUGGAUUACUCCUUUGAAACAACUGGGAAAUCAGUGAGAUCACCUGAGGCUGUUGGUUUUGCCUAUGAGACACCUGGGAAAACCACAAGGUCACCUGAGGCUGUUAGUUACUCCUAUAAGACAGAUGUACAUUUUACUGCAGAAAAAUCAUCUCUAGCAGAAACCCGUCAAGAUGUUGAUUUAUGCCUUGUGUCUUCCUGUGAAUACAAGCAUCCCAAAACUGAACUUUCACCCUCAUUUAUCAACCCGAAUCCCCUGGAGUGGUUUGCAAGUGAAGAACAGUCUCAAGAACAAGAAAAGCCAUUAACCCAGUCUGGAGGAGCCCAGCCACCUUCAGGAGGAAAACAGCAAGCACGCCAGUGUGACGAAACUCCUCCCACCUCAGUAAGCGAGUCUGCUCAAUCUCAAACCGAUUCAGAUGUUCCCCCAGAGACUGAAGAAUGCCCUUCUAUUACUGCAGACGCUAACAUUGACUCAGAAGAUGAAUCCGAAACCAUUCCAACUGAUAAAACAAUUACAUACAAACAUAUUGACCCUCCACCAGUCCCAAUGCAAGACCGCAGUCCUUCACCCCGGCACCCAGAUGUCUCAAUGGUAGACCCAGAAGCUUUGCCUGUUGAUCAGAACUUAGGCAAACCUUUGAAAAAGGAUCUGAAGGAAAAGACAAAAACUAAAAAGCAGGGUACUAAGACCAAGUCUUCCUCACCAGCCAAAAAAAGUGAUGGUAAAUCAAAGCAGGUGGCUUCACCAAAGCCAGGUGGCUUAAAGGAAUCUUUAGACAAAGUUUCCAGAACAGCUUCUCCAAAGAAGAAAGAGUCUGUGGAGAAAGCAGCAAAAAAUAUCUCUAUUCCAGAAGUAAAAUCUUCCCGUGUUGAGGAAAAAGAUAAGGAGGCCAAGAAUGCAACAAAUUCCACAACAUCGAAGUCUGCAAAGACUGCAACUUCAGGAUCUGGAAAUAGCAAACCAGCAAAAUCCACGUCUGUGCCUCCAGGACCUCCAGUGUAUUUGGACCUGGUAUAUAUCCCCAACCACAGUAAUAGCAAGAAUGUCGAUGUAGAGUUUUUCAAGAGGGUGAGAUCAUCCUACUACGUGGUGAGUGGGAAUGAUCCUGCAGCUGAAGAACCAAGCAGGGCUGUUCUGGACUCCCUGCUGGAGGGCAAGGCUCAGUGGGGAAGUAACAUGCAGGUGACCUUAAUCCCAACCCAUGAUUCAGAAGUAAUGAGGGAAUGGUACCAAGAGACCCAUGAGAAACAACAGGACCUCAACAUCAUGGUUUUGGCAAGCAGCAGCACUGUUGUUAUGCAAGAUGAAUCUUUCCCUGCAUGCAAGAUUGAACUGUAGAAACGAGGCCAUACACCACAACAUUAAACUUUAUUUCCAGAAAUUCUUCAGUUUGAAAAUACCUUUUCUAAAAAUUCAACCCAUCUAAUUCAACUGCUGAACUAUAUACCUGCCAAAUGCUAUACUGUCUCACGGUGAUGCAAGUCACUAAUAUUUUUCAGUCUUUGCUGAUUGCUAAGGGAAAUAACAGUAUUCCCAAAGUAGGGUUCAGAUUACUGCAAAAUUACAGAUCCUGGUUCAUCUCCGCUGAACAUUUGGAAACCAUGCACUGGCAAACCCAGCUGACUUCUGCCAGGUAGAGGCAUUUGCCCUCGAAAGAAACACAAAGAGAGAGAGAGAGAAAUAGAGAGAGGGGUAGGAGGAGAAAGUAUAAAUAAUUGGGCCUGCAUUAGUCUCACGGCAAUAGAUGUAUUGCUUAGUGCAGUCUGCUUAUGCUCUCACAUGAAAAGAAAGUUUUAAAUUUGUAUCAGUCUGAGUUAUAGGAUAGGGGGCCUUAGUUUACAAAAUGAUGUGAGCUAAUAAUAAAAGGAAACUGAAUGGCUUUGAAGGGACAUAAGAUCUAAACACUCAUUAGCCAUUAACUAAUUUGAACUCUGCAUACUGACGUAACAAUUAUCAUAGACUAAUAUGCAAGUAGUUUGAACCCCAUUCAGAACUCUAAAACUUUUCUUUUAACAUGGAAAUAUGUUGGUCUAAGGCAUGCUCCCAGUGAAUAUCUAUUUAGUCCACUCAGAAUCAACAAACCUGCAUGCUUAAACACCUAAGUCAACAGCCAAUUUACUGAAGCAAAAUACCAAAGCAGUUGGGGAGUACAUACAGUAGACAAAUUGCCUUAGAAAGUGACUUGAAUGUACAAAGAUACUUAAUGCACUUAUUUUUUAAUGUGAGACAGCAAGUUUAUAAAACAUCUGUUUAGGAUUAUAGUUACACCAGUAAAGAAGUGUGAGUGUGCAUGUGUGGUACUAGAAGCCUAUCUGAUUGGUCAAACAGCUUGGUACUAUGAAUUAUGUAUGUUGGCUGAACACUUCAUUGGUACACCUGGACAGCUCAACAAAGCAAGACAAGCAUUUUUGAAAGCUGCUUUUGUACUGUAGAAGCAAGAUUGAAGUGGUGUCCAGUAUCAGAAAUGCAAAACUUAGUGAAACACAGUAUAUUGAAAAAAGUUCUCAGCAAGUCUGUACAGUAUUUUACCUUCCUUUGUCUUAUGUUAUUUUAUUUGUUAAUUUAAGAGUGAAUAUGGGAACAAAUGUAUAGAAGAAUUUUUUUUAGCUCUGUUUGAACUUUUAAUAGAUGACUUUUUAACAAAAGGUUUUGUUUACAGGAAAAUGCAAAGAAAAAAAUUUCAGGUGAAGGCAAUUUUUUUUAGUAGUUUUGUAAGAAAUACAUUAUGUUGUUUGAGGUUCUGGUGAGAAUGAAGUAUGAUAUUGCAGUAACAUAUUUAUUGAAAACAUUUAACUGCCAAGAAUUUUGGGGGAAAAUACCUAAUGAUUAAAUUAAUCUAUUAGUGCUCACAAAAAAUAGGAGUUGAAAUGCCAGUUGACUGCUCUUUACAAAGUGGUAAUUAGACUCACAGUUCUCCCAAGAUCUUUAAAAAGAUUGAAAAAGCAAUGAUACCUUAAAUAAGCCAAGCAUGUUGGGGGGGUGGGGGGGUUGGUUUUCUUUGUGUGUGUGUGUGUGUGUUUUUGUUUUCUCUGUAAAGCGUUCCCAGUGUCUACAGAUCAUUUCCAAAAGUACAGCAUUCAGAUCAGUUCCACUAUUAAAGAGAGUUUGGACGCUUAGGUCUUGGAAGCUUUACCACUGUAGAAAAUAUUGUUACAUUUCAGUUUGCAGACUUGUGCAUCAGAAUUUAAAUAAAGUAAAGGCCUCCUAAACGGAGAUUUGUUCUGGUCUGUACAAUUCACCUUUAUGGUAGACUUUGAGUUCCUCUAGGUAGUGAACAAUGACCUCAUUUUAUUUUCUUUACGUAUUGUGUAUUUUAAAUGUUAACAUUGUUAGUUUAUUUUUGUUUGAUAGGUGUAUGUUCGCACUGCUAAUUUUUAUGUGUUUUUUUUAAUUCUACUUCGGAGCCGUUUAAAUCUGGGCCCUUGUAGCCCAUUUAAUGCUGUGAAUUACUGUUUGUCAUAUGUGGGUGGAGGUUGUUUUAAUAUUUUUGUUAGAUAUCAUUAGCAAUGCUAUUUUAUUUAUUGGUCUACCUUUUAGAUCCUUGAAAAUAACUCAGAGUGAUUUUUAUACAAAAGACAAAGGGAAAUGCAUUGUGAAAACAAGCGAAAUUUGCUGAGCUCAUAAUCAUUUACUUAACAUUUAUUUUGUCUAUGAAGUGAAAGGCAAAAUAUUUUAUUAGUUAGCUGAUUUGGCAGAAUGUUGUAUUAUUUCUACCACAAUUCUUUCUGAUUUGUCUACUCUCUCAUGUAGGUAAGAUUUCAGACUUUUUGGGUUCGAGGAGCAAAUUCCAGACUCUCCCAAAACUGGAAGUAGUUUGUUUCUCCACUUUGAUAGAAACACUAAUGAGCAAUGAUCUCGAGACUGAUCUUAUACCAGUGUAAAUCAGGCAUAGCUUCAUUGACAUUGAGGGUAAAUUAGUAUAAAUUAAAUCAGAAACAAGCUUUAAAUUUUGAACACCCCAAGUAAAUUCGUAACAGCUCAAAUAAUUGUUUUACUUAAAAGAAAAAAAAGCCAGUUUCAGCCAAUCUUAAAUUGUACUUUGAUUUUUUGCUGCUACAGAAUUUUUUUUAAAAAGUUGGUUUUUUUUGAAUCAGCUGACAUUGUUCCUAUGAGAUAUUGUAAUACUUGUUCCAUCCACUCUUCUAAAUGACAACCAAGGCUGAGAGUUAUUAACUUCCCAAUUAGCUCCUCUUGCCCUUAAUGCCUUUCCUGCCUGUGUAACUAAUCUAAUUGUGCUAGUCAUAGUCAUACACAAUUAGUUUAGUAACAGCCAUCAAAAUGUACCAUGUACAUUAAUGGUGAGCGCUGUUGAUCAGCACAGAUUUCUAGGAGCAUGGUUUGAUAUUGAUUACUCUAAUUAUAAAGGUUCAAUAUUUGAGUGUAAAGAACACUCUACUGAAAUGAUGUUGUUACCCAUGACAACAUUCCCAAUCAUGACCUUUAUGGUAGUACUGCACUGCUGAAUAAAAUUCAAUGAAGAAUUAACAUUGGAGAGCUCAUCCAUUUCGAAACCUAAAGAGAUCCCCUUGCAUGCCUUCUCAAAGUCUUGUGCUGGGGCUGACUACAUUGUCUCUUUCCUUUAAUUCCAUCUCCCAUAGAGGUCACUCUGGUGAAUGAAUCCAAUCGUGCAUGGGGGUUUUUUAAAUUGUCUCCAAUAGCUUAUAUGGUUUAGGAGCCUUCCAGUACUCAGUUGCUAAGAUCUAAUAGUUUUGUUAAUGGAAUUUUCCACCCUUCCCACUGCAAGAAAUUCAGCUGCAAGGAACAAUUACUCUGCAUUUUUGAAAUUUCUGUCAUAUGCCUCUUUUAUUCAUCUGUCACAGGAGGUACUUGCUCAGUGAUGACAUUUUGAAAGAAAUGGUAAUUUUUUUGGUCUGAAUUUAUUAGAAAAGGAAAAACUAUAAUGUUUACACUUGAAAGAAACUGUAAGCUUUCAUCUUUUCACUUAAUAAUUGAACAAAAACACAAAGCAACCUAGUGACAAGCAUUUCUUUGAAUGCAAUUAUGUUAUUCACCUGAUUAAAAAUGUUUGCUAUUUAAAAAAAAAUCUUUUUUGUGACUUUACAAAAAAAA
This is a messenger RNA of Chelonoidis abingdonii (Abingdon island giant tortoise), 11746 nucleotides long. It is a transcript of the gene MAP1B, whose product is annotated as microtubule associated protein 1B. NCBI's taxonomy places the organism in Eukaryota, Metazoa, Chordata, Testudines, Testudinidae. Gene Ontology annotation, molecular function: actin binding; microtubule binding. Gene Ontology annotation, cellular component: microtubule associated complex; synapse; cytosol. Gene Ontology annotation, biological process: microtubule cytoskeleton organization; dendrite development; regulation of microtubule depolymerization. The record is from RefSeq and is a predicted model, not a curated record.